AGAGGAGGCUCCCCAAAGUCCUGCCUGGCUUUGUGGGGAGCAGUUCCAGAGCAUCGCCCGGGGACUCCCUGACACCGUUUGCCCCAACAUCACGACUGGAAGCCUGCGUCGGAGGAGGGUAGGUUAGCAUGGCUACACAGUGCUAGCGGCAUGCUGGGAGGUUGAGCUUUUAGCACAGCAGGGAACAUCCUUUCCUGCACUUUUAAUAUUGAAAGCCAAAUUUACGUGCACCGUUAAUUGAUUAGAAGACCUGAGCUUGCAAAGAACACUGCGCGGCAGCUGUCGCGCGGCCACAAAUAGAUCCCGGCUUGGAGAAAUUAAAGUCUUCUUGCAAAGAAAUGUUCUCCAAGAAGGCAGCCGCAUCAUUCAGAGCUAAUUUGCUUUCUCCCUGGGACUGGAGAUUACAUUGCUUUGUACCCAGCUCUGCUCAGCACAAUUCCCCCUUGUAACCAGCAUGGAGGAUUGUGAGAGUGGUUGCACAGCACACAGGCUGAACAAGAGCACAGAGCACAACGCACAUCGAAAGAAUAUUCCUCCGAAGCGGAAAGGAGUCGGGGGGGGGGGGUUAGUAAAAUUCACCCUGGUUUCCAAGCAGGACCCCAGCCAGGAGAGCUGCCGUUGGAAUCGCAGUCACGUCGUUACAGACAGAGAAAAAGCUGUUGGUUUCUCACUCACUUGCAGAGUUUGUGCUCAUGGAGCCACGUUUUCUAAGGGCCGCUAACCCCCCUGGAGACGUUUGCAUGCACAUAUCAACAGCAGCUGCACAUGCAAAUGCAGGGGAGUUUGCACCUGCUGACAGGUGAGGCUGCAACGCCGUGGGUGUGUGCCAGGCAGGUGCCCUUUGACUCGGGUUCAGGAUGUGCAGUGGUGACACAUUGCUCGAAUACCCAGCGACGGGUUUCCCCCCACAAUUCUCAAAGAUCAGGCUUGAGCGUAACUGGGCUAAAUCCGGAGCAGUUCACAGCGACGCUGAAGGCACCGUUAUCCUGCGGCGUGCACUUGCACGGUGCUUUACAAACCGGAAUGCAACCGUCCCUGCCCCCUAAGUGCACACAGUUGUGAUGCAGGCAUUUUCUCUCGCCCCCUCCCCCGAGCCUGCCUCACUCCUACACAUUAUACAUGCCAGACUGUGCGCUCCUCUUUAUACAUAUGCAUGCACGCCAGGAAGGUAGGAGUAUUACUAUGCCUGUUUUUCAGGCGGGGAAACUGAGGCCAGAGAGGAAGUGCAAUUUGACCGAGGUUACACAGUGAGUCAAUGAUGGCUCACGGGCCGGCUUAAAACGGCUCGUGGGCCGUAGUUUGCCCAUCCCUGUGCAUGAGCUUCUGCAACGUCGGCCCUCCCCGGUCACCCCAGUGGGGGGGCUUUGCUUGCUCCUGGAGAGAGGGAGGGUUUUCAGGACUAGACAUCUGUUCUGGAGACUCCCCCUCCUGCCGCUCUAUGGCCAGUGUCCUGCCCCCUCCGCAGGUGCUCAGAUGCCAGCUGCUAAUGAGGCUCUGCUAAUGCUAAGCUAUGCCAAGAUAAUCCGAGCCGCUUGCUGCCAGCGUCUUGAAAGGGCCCAGGAGGGCUGCAGUGGCCGACAGGUGCAGCACUCCCUAAAUAGCAAGCCCAAGCGUGUGCCUAUAAAACCCGGGGACACGCCUAGCGCCCCAGGAGAACUUGCUGAGGGCUGUUCAGGAAGGAGCCUGCCACGAAGCCUGCACCAGGGGACAGGAUGGAGGAGAAUUUUUCCUGCCAAGUCAAGAAGAUGGCGCUGGCCUUGGGAACGUCUCUGACGGACAAGGAUAUUGACCUGCUGCCCUCGGAGAUGAGACAUCAUGCUGCCUUCAACUACAGCAAGUUCUUCGAGUACAUGCAGAAGUUCCAGACGUCGAGUGAGCAGCAGGAGCAGUUGCGCAAAGCUUUCCAGCUCCUGGACAAGGACAACAGCGGCUUCAUCGAGUGGAACGAGAUCAAGUAA
Chrysemys picta bellii (western painted turtle) is the source of this 1958-nucleotide messenger RNA. The record is from RefSeq and is a predicted model, not a curated record. NCBI's taxonomy places the organism in Eukaryota, Metazoa, Chordata, Testudines, Emydidae.